CGAAGCCCCGCCCUGCGUUCCAAGCGCUCCAUCAGCUGCGGGGAAAGAAACAUUCCGAGGGCUUUGGGUGCUCUGCUUUCUGGCUACGAAGGCUGGAUAACACAUACGCCCACCUCGGGACGAAGACAAGUUUACAUAUCCUGAAUGUUCACAUAAAGGCCAAUUCCACAGGGACAAGCGAUGUUAAGUCUAUCACGGUGGAAAGCCAUCCAGAGUAUCUUGUGGUGCCUUUUGAAAGACGGAACGAUUGAUUGUGGCUUUCAUGCGCCGGAGGCCCAGCGCGCUCACUUCAUGCAAUGCGUUAAGUGGUCAGUCCAGUAAGUGCGCAGGAAGCAGAGCAACAACGGACAAGAUACCUGGUCCCACCCCAUCAUGGCUCCCCUGUAGUGGCAAAAUGCUGAGGAGAAAGAUGGAUCCAGUUGCUCCCUGGUUGGUUUAAAGAACUGCUGUAGUUAUAACUAAGCAAGAAGCAAACUGGGAAAGGAAUGCAUAAGUAAACCAAAAUGGAGAGAGAAAAUGGCCCUGGUCUACAGCUCCAGCCGCUUGCAACGUUGUCUGUACCACGGCUAGCUCAUGAGGAUUCCUUCUCUUACAAGGAAAACCUGAUUGGUGCCCUGCUGGCUAUUUUUGGACACCUCGUUAUCAGCAUCGCACUCAACCUCCAGAAAUACAGCCAUAUCCGGCUGGUGGGUUGCAAAGACCACCGGGCCUACUUCAAGACCAAGACAUGGUGGUGUGGCCUGUUCCUGCUGUUCCUGGGGGAGCUGGGGGUCUUCUCUGCCUAUGCCUUUGCGCCCCUUUCCCUGAUUGUGCCACUUGGUGCCGUAUCUGUUAUAGCAAGUGCAAUCAUUGGAAUCAUAUUCAUUAAGGAAAAAUGGAAGCCGAAAGACUUCUUGAGGCGCUAUGUUUUGUCCUUCAUAGGCUGUGGCUUGGCUAUUGUUGGGACAUACCUGCUGAUAACCUUCGGGCCUAACAGUCAUGAGACCAUGACAGGAGAGAACAUCACUAAGCACUUGGUCAGCUGGCCGGUUCUCUUGUAUAUGCUGGUAGAGAUCAUCAUUUUCUGCCUGCUGUUGUAUUUCUACAAAGAGAGGAAAGCUAACUAUAUUGUGGUGAUUCUCCUGUUGGCAGCACUCCUGGGUUCUAUGACAGUCAUCACGGUGAAGGCAGUGGCAGGCAUGGUGGUGGUUUCGAUACGAGGGAACCUCCAGCUGGGCUACCCCAUUUUCUACAUCAUGGUGGUUUGCAUGGUGGCAACGGCAUCCUUUCAGGCAACGUUUUUAACACAAGCAACACAGCUGUACGAUGCAUCACAGAUUGCCAGCAUAGGAUACAUCUUGUCCACUGCAAUAGCAAUUACUGCAGGUGCAACCUUCUACAUGGACUUCAUUGGAGAAGACAUACUUCAUAUAUGCAUGUUUGCCUUGGGGUGCCUCAUUGCAUUUUUAGGCGUCUUCUUGAUCACUAGAAACAAGAGGAAAUCAAUCUUUUUCGAACCGUACAUCUCCAUGGAUGCUAUGCCAAGCAUGCAGAAUUUGCAUGACAACGGAACAGCAGUUCAGCCUGAGCUCAAAACGUCAUUUUCCUAUGGUGCCCUGGAGAACAACGACGCCAUCUCUGAGAUCUACGCACCUGCUACGUUGCCGAUAGUGCAGGAGGAACAUGGUUCGAGGGGGUCAUCUGUGCCUCCCUACCGGGUCAUGGAGCAUGACAAAAGGGAGUGAAAGCCCUUGUAAGGGACUGGCAUAAUGCCUCCAAAGUGUGGUCCUCUUAUUUAUUCAUCCCUUCUUCUUUUUAAGCACCGCUAAGUCAACAACAAAAAAAGUCAGUUUAUUUAUGGAUUAAGUGUGUAUGGAAUGACAACUUUAAAAACUGAACUGUACUUAAGGGUCCCCUACCCGUGUAAUAUGAAAGCUAAGUUGAUUGUUGCAGGACGCAAGCAGCUGCAUCGGCCUCGCUAAGCUAAACUGUAACAGGAUGUAUAGCUAUGUCAAAAGGAACUCAGGAUAUUCUGAUGGCUAUAAUAUUGCUGGUCAAACAGCAGGAACUAAAGGGUGAGUUUAGACUGUUUUCCUGAUAAAAUUCCCUUUAUGAUCACAUAACAUGACUCCGUAUGUGAGUUGUACGGGUCUCAAGCAGAGCUUUGGGUUUGUGCGCCUUCCCCACCACAUAUGGAUGGUUGUAUCCAGCUUAAGUUUUACUCAGCAUGGACUCAUUGAACUUAAUAGACCAAAGUUGUCCAUUUAUUUCAGUUCCUCCGCUCUGAGUAUCACUAGCAUUGGAUACAACCCAGAAUAUUUUUAAUAUGAACCAAAGCUUACACAUGUCAAUUCCUGUUUUAAUUAGACCUGCUCAUGCUACCUGCCUGCUGCCUUGUACCUUAAGGAGAAAACUAGCCAAACAUUUGACAAUGUCAGAUAAGAUUGAGAGUCCCAAAAACAACGGCCCACAAACACACAGCAUGCAACUGGCUUUCUGCUAUUUAUCUUGCAGGACAGCAAUUUAGACCUUCCCUACAAAUGUAUAAUUUCAGUUGUGUCGAUUCAUAUUGUGGGUCAGAGAUUGCAUUUUGAUUGCUCCCCUUGUGUGGGGGUAAGGGCUCAUUCCUGCCAAUAGAAAAGUUAGCUCAACGGGGAGUGGGCUGGGAUGGAAAGUUGCUCAUUGUGUUGCUAUUGUGUACAUGGUUUGUUUGCUUUUUUAUUAUUUGCAGAAAGUAUUUACAUGGGGCUUCAUUCCAAAAUGGCAGAAAUAAAAUCUAAGUACUAACUCCCCUCCUUUCCCCCCCCUCCCCUGUCCAAGUUACAGGUUGCUGUUGCUUUCUGGACCCUUCAUACAUCAGAGCUCCAUGGCCCUUAUCAUGAAAAAGUUAUUUGCACUUGGACCUGUGGUAAUGAAUAGGCCUGUGGUAAUGAAUGGGCUAAGUUAAUUGCCACCUUAAAGAGUUAUGAAAAUGGAUUUGUGUGUGAGUGCGUAUAUGAAGCACUUUAAAUAAAUUUGCAGAAACUCCAGGACCACACACUAACUUGGCAGUAGUUAAUUCUAGAUCCAGGAAUGGAGAACCUGUGGUCCUCCAGAUGUUGAUGGACUUGAACAUCAGCCUCAACCAGUGUGACCAGGGAUGGUGUGAGUUUUAGACCAGCAACAUCUGGAGGACCACAGGUUCUUGUCUGCUGUUCUAAAUCAAGAUGAGGCCUUAUUAGUGAUCCUUUUUGUUCCCUCCAUCUUUUCCUGCACAUUUAUUCAUGAUAACUCCCCACCCCAUUGUUCAUCACCUGAGUUGGGAUAUAGUAUACAACUUCCACCAAUUUUAGCUUUGGAGGAGAUGUAUGCUGUGAAUCACUGACUGAGUCAGUGACUGAGGUUGACUGUUUCUGUUGCUCAUACCAUAAUGCUGCCUUUUAGGUUGUUGUCUGUCAACUCUGGGUCUUUUUGUGAUAGGAAUGCAUCCAGAGGAGUAAACCAGAAUGUCUUAGAUGUAGGUCUGGAACCAGAAACCAGUUGGACACUUGUUUCAGCAUUCAAGCAACUUCAGCAAUGCUGGUUGUUUUUACCUCUCUCUGCCUUUUAGGCUGUUUUAAUAUAUUCACUUUUAAAAAUAUGUGAUCUGCAUGAAAACAAACCCGUCACGUAAAAAGUGGUUGGUGCUAACCAUGGGGUGUUUAAUCUUUGCACACUUGCUUUAAACUUUUCAGUUAAGUCUGGAGGUGGGGAAUCAGCUUUUUAUCUGCAGCAUGCUUUGCGUUUUCCAUGAUGCACUGUACACUUCAGGCGGAAUGGCAUUAUUAUUAGACUAAUAAUUCAGGGACGUAAAUCUUAUUGAGUAAUUGGUGAAUGUUGACCUGGAACCACCAUCUUGGGGGAAACCCCAUAAUGUCUGCUUCAUUCAUUUAUCUACUAUGCAAAAUGUUUUGCUCAUUAAACGAGCUACGUAGCAGAGGAGGUGAGGUAGUGUAGGGGACGAAUGGGCCUUUUAAUUUCCUUUUUGCCUUUCCAUUAUAAAUGAAAGAGGUUGUUUUCCAAUUGUACAAGCAUGCUGGAGACCUCUGUGUGAUUUAACCACAAAAUGACAUCUGUGUUCUCAAAACUGCCUGUUCCAACCACAGGGUACUGAACCUCUGUUAUUUAUUGUUUGGGUUCAAGCCCCAAGCAGAAGAAUAUGACCCUCUCUGUUGGCUGGCUACACUUGAUGCUUUUUAAUGGUUUCUUAAGUGUUAAUUUAUUGAAUAGGAACUAUUUACUUUUUUUUUUUUUUUAGCUCUGGGAAGAGAGAGUGCCUUUUUAGAACAGGAAAACCUCUAAGCCAAAAAUAGACAUGACAGACACACACACACACACACACACACACAUCCCGACACACAUGUACUUAAAAGCAACUGUGGGGGCCUUCACUUUUAUUUAAAGCAGUGGCCAAUCAAGGAUAAAAGUGUGUUUAACCCUUUCAAUCCUGCACUAUUGCCUGCAUCUCCCCGCCUCCCCAAGCAACCACUAAUAGGAACUGUAGGAUAGGAUUUUGAAUAAAGACAACACUGCAGGGUGAAAAGGUUAGUGCACCUCUCUCCCUCGGUGCUGCUGUUCUGAUCAAAAGGGUUUUUUUUUUAUAUUGUUGUGGAAAAAUAGCCACAUGUUGUAUUUGAAUCAGGACACAGCCUGGGGCUCCUUUAUUUCAAGCAUGCAAGGAGAAGCAGCCUGACACCAGAGUGUUACAAGCUGCUCUGCCCCAAGCAGAGAAUCUCAAGCUUAUAUAGAAAAAAACAGACUAGCAUGCUUCUUUAUCUCAUAGUACAAUGUGUUUUCAAAACAAGCCCAAAACAUAUUCAUCAACAUAAGCAAUACCCUUUUGGUUAUAGAACAGCCUGCAUGUUCUCAGAACCUCAUUUUCUUUGCCAGCCCUCUCAUCCUGUCACAUAAACAGGUGUCUUGACCGAUGUUUAGGCCUGGCCAUCAUGCACACCCAUCACUAUGCUGAAGUCUGCUUCUGGCCUGUUUGGGGGAAGGAGCAGCAUCUCACUAGACCAGGUAUAGGUAACCUGGCCCUCCAGAUGUCGCUAAACUACAGAUCCCAUCAGCCCCAGCCUUCAUGGCCAAUGGGCAGGGAUGAUUAUGCACUAGACCAUAAUUCUUUUUCAUUUCCAAGUUAGGACAGUUCCCUGAAACAAAAGUUCCUUUCAAACACAUCACUGGCAGCAGGGUGAAAUAGUCAUCUUAGAGGCUUGGGUCUUGGCAGGUUGACUUCACCUCCACUCUCUUCUGCUUAGUAAAUGUUGCUUUCCACACAAAGAGAUACCUCUUGUCUUUUGUCGUGGAGGCUUUUCAACCCGGGUGUGGCUUUUUCAGUGCACGUGGGGAAGCAUCAUAUAGUUCAAUGGUAGAGCAUCUGUUUUGCAUGCCUCACCAGGUAGGACUACGAGAGACUUCUGUCUGAAAUCCUGCCAGUCAGUGUUGGCAAUACUGAGCUAGAUGGGCUAAUGGUCUGACUCAGUCUAAGGUGGCUCCCUAUAUGCCAAUGUAGGAUGCUUCAUUGCUGUAAUGCUGAAAAUACUAAGGCGUCUUGUGUAGUGUCACUGGAAACCAACCAAUUCCAUGGGUAGAAUAUCCAUGGUCAGCAGAACACUGUAUCCGUAAAAGAAGAUAGAUAACUUCAGCUUCUUGAGGCAAGAGGGUGACAUUAUUUGAAGGGCCUCUUUUGGUGCUUUGGAUUUCUCCAUGGUUCCAAGUUCUCAAACACAGGAGUCAGGUAGUAUUUAAACCCCUAUCUAUGCUGGACAGCACUUUGGUCUGGUCAGCAUUAGAGGUCCGGAUGGUUUCCCUUGUAUUCUGUCCCCCAUGCCCCUGCCCCGUUUGUCUAAAUGAGCAGAAGAAAGAGAAGCCCAUCACACAUAGCCAGACCUCUCCUUGGGCACAGCUCCAAUAUCCCCACUAGAGAACAGUGGCUGACUGUCAAAUCCAUCAAUGGUGUCUACUCUUGAUUAGGCAAGGAGCUUCUAUUAGCUUGGAUUGUUUAGGAAUAUCUAAGCUAGGCUUGCUGGCUGGGUCUUAUAGGAGUUGCAAUCUAAAACAUCUGGAGGUCACCAGGUUGGGUAAGGUUGAUCUACAUCAGAUUUUAUUUUCAGGAUUGUGGCUUCACUGUAUAGCUCUUUUAUCAUUCUUAAUUCUACACCAUCAAAUAUGAUGUUGGCUGGAUGUACUGUCAAUGUUUUCACAAUAGUGCUGUGUAAAUAAACUGAGCUUUAUGGUACACCGAAAGUAA
This is a messenger RNA of Podarcis muralis (Common wall lizard), 6247 nucleotides long. It is a transcript of the gene NIPAL3, whose product is annotated as NIPA like domain containing 3. The record is from RefSeq and is a predicted model, not a curated record. Gene Ontology annotation, cellular component: membrane. Gene Ontology annotation, molecular function: magnesium ion transmembrane transporter activity. NCBI's taxonomy places the organism in Eukaryota, Metazoa, Chordata, Lepidosauria, Squamata, Lacertidae. Gene Ontology annotation, biological process: magnesium ion transport.